GAGAUGGCAGAGCAUGCCGAAUCUCCUGGAUGGAGCUUGGGUACAUCCAUGUUACCAGUUCAUUUGGCAUACAACAUGUCCACGACUGUUGAUCCUUCAGCACGCUUCAAUCCUGAUGAGUGGCCCCAUCGCUCUACGCUCAUUUGGAAGAGAGGUCGAGAGUAUGAAGUUGUUGAAUGCGGAGAAUAUUGGGAACCAAACCGUACUUUGGAUCUCGAUGCCCCCGCUAGAAAGCUUCUAACAAUUCUUACGAAAGACCCUAUUGAGCCUUCUCAGCUGGGAGAUGUCAGACCUGAUGAUCGUGCAUGGGUUCCUGGUAUCAAUCCCCUACGUGAUAUUGAUGAUGGCGGUGCUGAAAGAGAAGAAGGAGAGAUGGUUGCUGAGAGACAUGAAGAUGAAGAGAGAGCUGAAGGUCCUAUGCUUGGUCCCUAUGCUGUGGAAGUUGAUGGUCCUGAACAAGAAGUGAUCAUGGUCAAUGAUGUGAGAUUGACUCAGGAAAGCGCGUUGAGAGAACUUCGUUUGGCGUGCCGCUUCUUAGGUAUCUCGAAGAACGGGUCAAAGGCGACUGUGUGGAAUCGGUUGAAGAGAGAAGUGGCCCUUGCAAAGUUGAAGGUAGCAGUAGAAGCUUCAGAGGUUGUAAAAGCUGAAUAUGCUCGAGAACCUCUUGUAGAUGCACUUCCUGAGCGACCAUCUGAGGAGCUAGUCUUAAGUCACGAGACCACGCACAGCCCGAAGGCACCAUGGUGUGAGGCGUGUAUCGCCUCCCGUUCGAGAGAAGAUAACUAUGAUGACGCAGAGCCUCAUCGUGAAUUUCCUGUUGUGAGCAUGGACUAUAUGUUUACUGCUACACAAGACAAUCCCCUCGCUACCCAUUUGAUCAUGGUAGACUCCCAGACCAAGUUUGUACAGGCCACGGCCAUCGAUGGGAAAGGCAAUAGAAGCUUGAAGUACUGUGUUGAAGAUGUGGUUCGUUUGAUGAAUUCUCUUGGCUACCAACGUAUUGGCCUCAGGUAUGAUACAGAGCCAGCAAUGAAACAGAUUGCUGCUGCGGUUGUAGCUGCUAGAUUGAAGAUGGGCUUAGCCACAGAAGAAGAGCCAAUACCGCCAGGCGAUGCAACGCAUCGUGCAAAUGGCAGUGAAAGGUAUAUUCAUACAGUACGCACUUUGGGCAAUUGCUUGCUGCAGACCAUUCUCCAACAUACAGGACACAAGGUUGAAAGUGAAGAUCCACUUUUAGCUUGGGCCCACCGUCGUGCAGCCUUCCUGGUAUCUCGAUUCUCAGUUCUAAAGGACGGUUGCACAUCGUUCGAGCUGGUCCAUGGACGUAGCUACAAGUCGAAGCUGUUGCCGUUCGGAGCACAUGUGUACGCGCAGUACCUUCCAAAGUCAAAGGUUCGCGGCGAGUGUUGGAAGCCUUGCGUAUGGCUUUGCAGAACAAGCCUAGGCGAUCUUAACAUCAUCGGUGAUGCUGAAGGGAGGAAAUGCCUACAGAGCAUGAUGACAACGAAGGCUAAUUACAUGGAAGCUGAUGAAGAUCCUCUAGCUGGAUUUGACGUUGAUUGGGCUGUUGGUGAAGGUGAUGAAGAGCAUGUAUCUCAUGAUUCCCAAGAAGAUUUGCCGUUCGUGAAGAGUUGGGCGAACCGCAAGUAUGAAGAAGGGCCUCCUGUUCUCCAUCCAGAUCCGCUAAGGAAGCUGGACGAAGCAAUGGAUCGAGUGGAGUUGAACCGCUUGAUCAAGAUGGGAGUUCUUAGGCCCAUGUCUGGUGAUGAGAAUCUUGAAGGCAUGACUAACUUGCAGUCGAAGUAUGUACGAGAUUGGCGGUUCCGUCCGAGUGAAGAUGGCAAGUCUUGGAGUUGGGUUAGGAGGUCACGUCUUGUGGCCAAGGAAUUCAAGUUCAUUGGCCCUCUCAUGGAAAACUUGUAUUCGCCUGGAUCUUUAGCGUGUCUCCAAAAGGUUUUCGCUGGACUUGUGUGUUCAAGUUCUCGUCUUUGCUUGUACACGGGUGACAUCAAGGAUGCCUACUUGACUGUCCCUCAACGAAGGCCUACGUUCAUUCGUCAUGGAGGAUUGAUCUUUGAGCUCAAGUUCAACUUGCCAGGUCAACGAGCUGGUGCUCGAGACUUCUACGACAAGUUGGCCGGAAUUCUCAAAUCUGACAACUUGGAGAGCUACGAAGCUGCUCCAGCUUUGUUCAUUGAACCCAAGAGUAUUGGCGUUAGUACUCAUGUCGAUGACUUUGAAGUGAUUGCUGAAACUCCUCGUGUCGAUCGCUUGAAGAAGAAGCUGACAGAUAGCGGCUUGAAGUUCUCGUUGGAAGGACCUUGCACGGUUGAAGGUGGUGAAUGUCAUUUUCUCAAGAGAAAGUUCGUUGGCACGGGAGAUGGAAUUGUGGUGAGUCAAGACUCAAAGCACGUAGACAAGCUUGUUGAGUUGCUUGGCCUGCAGAAGGCAUCCGGCAAAACGACUCCGUGUCCGAUGAACGUGAAUCACAGCAAGAUUGACAGCAAGCCUCUAGAUCCUGAACGUCAUGCAUUGUAUAGGACUUGCAUAGGCAUUCUCCUAUACUUGGGUCAAGACCGUCCAGAAAGCUUGUACACGAUCACACAGCUAAGUGGAUUUUGCACAUGUCCAACUGAGUCCGAUUGGUCGCUGCUCAGACACCUUGUGACGUUUUUGAAAGCACAUCCCAAUCAAGGCAUCAAGCUGACACCAUGUAGGCCAGGAAGAACUCUGCAGCAGAAGUGCAGAGGUUUGGAUUCCAAAGUCCGUGAGAGCAAGGACAAUGCCUUUGGAGAAGGACACCUUCUCGAAGCCAUAUCUGACGCCAGCUGGGCUGGUGAGCGAGACAAGAAGAGUAUGUCGGCAAUGACAAUCUUCUUGAAUGGCAAUCUGUGCGAUCAGUACCAAAUUCUGUCCUCCAGAUCUAUUGACAAAGCCUACAAGCGGAUCCAGAACGAA
Molecule: messenger RNA, 2958 nt
Organism: Symbiodinium pilosum
Lineage: Eukaryota; Dinophyceae; Suessiales; Symbiodiniaceae
Source: the annotation of a GenBank genome assembly